Molecule: messenger RNA, 588 nt
Organism: Mollisia scopiformis
Lineage: Eukaryota; Fungi; Ascomycota; Leotiomycetes; Helotiales; Mollisiaceae
Exons: 4
Coding region: 1-588 (195 amino acids)
Source: RefSeq, a predicted model, not a curated record
AUGACAUACUUCCACAACCAUCAGCGCUUCGGAAGUCCACAAUACCUCGAACAAACAGGGUCGACAAGAACUAAAUCCAAUAGAAAAUCCGAAAUUGCGCAAUUCUUUGUAGCCGCAAUGCCACUGAUGUACACUUUCUGGAAGAAUGGAGGAGGCGUCAAGCAUGUCUCAGGAGAAUUGCGAAUGUUCAGCGAUGAAGACUCCCCACCAGCACGGCUCUUCUUUGCUCUUUUAAAGACUUUGAAACUGUGUGCUGAGAAUGACAAAGAUCAGCAUAUCGCAAUGAACAAGUUGAGAGCGUGUGUACGGGCUGUGUAUCCAGACGGUAAAGGCUUUGAGAAGUGGCUGGUUCAAGAAGUCCGCAACUUCAGCAAAUCUUGUCCGGACUUGGAAAACAGGGUAUGCCUUGGAGAGAUCCAUCAAAGAUUCUGUUACACGACUUUCGAAUAUCGAGAUAAAAAUCGUGCCAUCUUCGAAACAUCGGAAGCGCUUGUCAGAAAGAAUCGGGCAUACCUCGAACGAGCAAAGUAUCUCGCCAGUCGAAGACAAGACUCGAUGGAAUCAAGCGGCGACUGGACAUUGGUAUAA